Messenger RNA from Podarcis muralis (Common wall lizard), 1632 nucleotides. The record is from RefSeq and is a predicted model, not a curated record. NCBI's taxonomy places the organism in Eukaryota, Metazoa, Chordata, Lepidosauria, Squamata, Lacertidae.
CGGAGCGCCGGGCCAGAGGAAGGCAUGUGGGCUCUGCGGCUCGCCCGUGUCUUCCGCGCGGGGUUUUGCUCCCAGGCUGGAGUUCCUGAAGGGGGUCUCCCCGCGCCGCCUAGGGAAGCAGGGGCUCCCCGGAAUAAAAAAGUAACUUUGGAAUUGCUUGAUCACCUGGAGCGCCUGGCACUUGUUGAUUUCCGCAAUCAGGAAGGUGUGGAGCGUUUGGAGAAAGCCAUUGAAUUUGCUGAAAAACUCCAUGCAGUUAAUACAGAUGGAGUAGAGCCGAUGGAUUCAGUACUGGAAGACAGGUAUCUGUACCUCAGGGAAGAUGAAGUCACAGAAGGCAACUGUGCAGAGGAGCUACUGGAGAAAGCCAAGGAGACCGUUGAAGACUAUUUUGUAGCUCCACCAGGUAACAUCCCUUUACCAGAGCUUGAAGACAGAAAGAGUUUCCUAUGGAAAGAAGAGUCCUAGGCUCUACAUCAGAUGCCACAAUAGACUUCUUCAGCAGCCGGCAUCUACUCCAUGAAGCUGCAUCCAGGAUAAACCUUCACCACAUCCCUUCUGCAACUUGACCUUUCUCUCUGAAAUGACUGCUGUUUCUGUACUGCUUAGGCCUAAGUUAUUAUUGACUCUGGCAUUUUAAAAUUGUGUAUACAAUCCAACAAUGAAGGCAACAAUCCAACCCAGAGUUAAGUGUCCUUAAACCUGUUUAUUUCAAUUGGCUUCAGAUGUACCCAACACCAUUUUUAGUUAUGGCCAAAAGAUUUUCACAACCAUAACCCUUUCGCCCGUUCAAAAACAAAACACCCAAAACCAAACUUUCUACUUCUGAAGGGGAAAUGGUUUUAGAAAAAUGACCGAGAAACCAGAUAGCAGAAUGUAGAUUUCUUAGCUCUGAAUAUUGAAAGGACAGUGAUCAUGGCAGGGACCGAUGUGUCACUGUCCAGUGUUCUGUGUCUGGAUAAGCAGACUGACAUAUUUGGGGAGCAGAAUCUCAAGGCUAUCCAGCUGUCAAAGGUGCCCAAGGAUGGAGUGGCUGUCUGUGAUGCGCAGAAUGAUACGAGAUGAAAGAGGGGAGACAUAGACUUCUGGCAGUUUCUUCCUAUCCAGCCCAAGAGAGAUUCUGGGCUAGCCCACACCUCUCAAAACAUGGGAGAAGUAUAGGGGUGAUGUUUAAUGGUACCAUAGAUUCAGGGAACAAGUUGUAUCAACAGUGUUUCACAGAUAGGUAUACGCAUAAAGGAAACACUAUUUUAAAAAAACACACACAUAAAAACUUGUGAGAAGUAGACAACAGGCAACAGUAGACAAUAGGAUCUCUGUUUUCCUGGGGAACAUAUGGCAGACCUUUAGAACAAGCAUGUUGCUCAGUGGUAUUUGUGAUACUAUUCUAACAGAAUGUUGCUGUAGAGUUAAUUCAUGAGAUGGGCUCAUGGUUGGUUACUUACAAAACCUAUGAGAGCAGACUAGUAAUAUUUGGCUCAGAAGGGGAAUCAAAAGGCACUGGAGCACAUUAUCCUCAACUAUACAGUAUUUGUCAUUUUCAAAUUGGCAUAUGAAUUUCUGCUUCAGAAAAGGAUACUAGUUUUCAAUAUACUGUUGAGCUGUAUGUAAUAAAUAAUUUGCUGAUCCGAA